This is a messenger RNA of Effrenium voratum, 1235 nucleotides long. The record is from the annotation of a GenBank genome assembly. Lineage: Eukaryota; Dinophyceae; Suessiales; Symbiodiniaceae.
CAAGACGCGCUCGGGCUCGGCGCUCUGCCAUGGCCGAUGGUUGGCUCUCCAACGUCAUCGUGGUGGUUGAGAACCCCAGCGACAGCCACAACUUGGAUCGACUGCGCCGGGUCUGCCGGGCCUUUGGCGUCCGUGAGCUGCGGUUGAUCCAGGAGGCCAAGGAGGAGGAUCCACGAUGUCGGAAGGCGCUGAGACUGGAUCCCAGCGUGGGCCGAGUAGUUCUGAACACCGCCCAAUGCAUGCAGGACUUGGCGCGCGAGGGCAUCACCUCCUUCGCCACUUCGCUGGGUUCGAGCGUCAACCUCUACGACCUUCGUUUUGACCGUCGCAAGAUGGCCUUUUGGUUUGGCCAGGAGAAGUAUGGGCUGACAGAGGAGGCCACCCAGGGAGCGAACGAGCGUAUUUUCAUUCCAAUGUCAGGCAUGGUGCAAAGCCUCAACGUGGCCGUCUCCGCAGCUGUCAUCCUGGCAGAGGUGGCCAGGCAAGUGGCCUUCGGCCUGGCACCAUGCCCGUUUGCAUCGCCGAUUGAUCCCGUGGAAAGCAGCAGCCGCGCCGAGCGGUUCCUGGCCAUUGCGCGGCGGCGGCAGCGGGGCUUGGUGGUGGUGCUGGAGGAUCCCGACAGGCUUGAUGCUGCUGCAAUCCUUCGCAGCUGUGACGCCUUUGGAGUUGCGGAGGUGCAUUUCAUCUUUGAGACUUCGAAGGCGUUUGAUCCGCUGGCAAACCGCCAGGUGACGAAAUCGGAGGGCUCCAAUCUGUGGGUCUGCUCCCGAGUCUUCGGGUCCGUUGCGGAGUGUCGCCGCUGCCUGGACGGCUUCGUGCAUCGGCGCCUGGCGCAGGGGCCUUCGGUCCUGGGCAGCCGCCUGGGGGAGGAGCCCAAGUUGGCCCUGUGGCUGACGCGGCGCCGGGACUUCGAGCCACUGGGCCUCGGUCCUGGUGCCGACGCCGACGCCGACGCCGACGCCGCGGAUGCCGCGGCAUCGGACGCGGGGCUGGCGGCGUCGGGGCUGGCGGCGGCGACCUUGGCUGAGCUGGUGCGCCAGAGGCGCAGCAGUGCCUCUCCUGAGAGCUGGUGCUUCGGCCCGGAGGAGCAGGACGCCUACGUCCGAUGGUGCGAGGCGGUGCACGCGAAGCGCCACACCAGCCUUCCGCAGGCAUCUCUGGGCGAGGCUGAGAUGAGCCCCGAGUACGAGCGCUUGGGCCGGCUCCGCGCGGAGCUCGCGCGGCAGGGCUGGUGA